This is a messenger RNA of Phycomyces blakesleeanus NRRL 1555(-), 498 nucleotides long. RefSeq lists its product as hypothetical. NCBI's taxonomy places the organism in Eukaryota, Fungi, Mucoromycota, Mucoromycetes, Mucorales, Phycomycetaceae. The record is from RefSeq and is a predicted model, not a curated record. Bases 1 to 498 code for a protein of 165 amino acids. The transcript has 3 exons.
AUGUCAACCUUUAAUAUUGCUGCUAAUUACAACAAUCGCAUAAUUCCAGAUUAUAUAGAAGCUCCUCUUGAAAAUCCUCUCAAAGUAAAGACAGUAGUUUACUUGUGUGAUCAUGCUGGAAAAACCCAAGUGAAAGAAACUUCUCAGCCUGCUCAGAAACACAUCAGAACAACCAAGUCUAUCAAGAUUGAUUGUUCUGCUAGUAUCUAUAAGCAUACCAUGACUGAUGGUACUGUUUGUAUCAAAUACAGCUGGCAGCACCCAAACCAUGAUCCAUUUAAGAUUGAAGAGAUCAGUUUGUCAAGAUUGUCAAAUGAAUUAAAACAAUGGGUAGAAGGGCUUGUCAGCCAAAACAUGGAUUGGAAAUCCAUCAAAAACAUGUUUAGAAUGAGUGAAAACAGACUUCUUGAAGCUGCAACCUUUCACACCAAUAAUUUGAUAGAGUCUUAUCACAAUCAGCUGAAGACUUUCUAUCUUGGACGUGCAAGAUCUCUUUGA